AGUGAUGGACAUUAGGCGCGUAUUCGAAUUUUUCGGCUACCCGAGUAUCGCGAAGUUCGGGAAAAGUCGUCGAUCCGACCUCGAAGCAGACAUGUCAGCAACCCGUACACCUGUAACGGAUUCACGCUGCAUCGUUCGGCCUUCGUGCGUUAUCGAUCAGGAUUGCCUGGGAAAAAAGCACAGAGGAACAGUCGGCACAUCUCGCGUCUGCAUAAUCGUCGGUAAACCAAGUAUUCUCCUACUUGCGCCCCACUACCAUCGAAGCUGGUCUACGCAGACGUAAGCGUCGCCGCCAUGACACGAUGCGUCGCGACGCGGCAUCGAUAGCGCAAGACGCUGGUAGCCGAGGACCGUACGAACUGCUAAUGAAUUGCUGAGACACUUGGACAUCGAGAAAGAAGAAAGAAUGACGAGUGUCAGGCAAAUUCUCCGUUGCGCCAGGAGACUAGGCCAGUUAUCGGAGAGCGGGAGGAAAGUUUCAAACCGGUCCGUGACGUAUAUGUCUACCCAGCCACGACAGAAAAUCAUCGAGGAUGAAAAUGGAAAAAAAAUAUUCCCUUCACCUCAUGGUGAAAUCACGCCUUCCGAUAUGCUCCUGCACGAGCACAUAUGGAAGAACAUCGGGAAUUAUGCGGACAAAAUUGCACUGGAAUGCGCGGUGACCGGAAGGAAGUACACGUACAGCGAAGCGAGGGACGCGAGUAAUUAUGUCGCGCGAAGUUUGAGAAAUAUGGGCUUUACAAAGGGAGACAUAAUAGCCCUGAUAUCGCCUAAUUAUCCGGAAACGAUCAUAGGCGCUAUCGGAAGUUUAGAAGCUGACCUUACUGUAACCACGGUUAACCCUACUUAUACACCUGAGGAAAUUAUGAGGCAACUGAAGGUUACCAGCCCGAAGGUGAUCCUCACAGUGGCGCAAAUUGCACGGAUCGCUGUCCUAGCUUUUAAAGAUUAUCUCCCGCCUGGAGUACCCAUCAUAGCUAUCGAAGAUGGUACCGGACCCAUUCCCGAGGGCACCGUGCCGUUUAAGGACCUUAUCACGCGAGGCAAAACGUUACCACCUAUAAAGAAUUACCAAAUGACCACUCACGACACGGCCGUGCUGCCAUUUUCCAGUGGAACGACUGGACUGCCGAAGGGUGUCAUAUUGACGCACAGGAAUCUAGUCAGUAACAUUCAAAUGGUGGACCAAACGGCUGCAGGAAAAAUGUGGCGCGAUACAAUUGGUGAUCUCCAAGAAGUAUCGCCCGUAUUUUUACCCUUUUUCCACAUUUUCGGAAUGAAUUGCUGCGUACUACCGCGUCUCGCUGCUGGGACGAAAUUAAUCACUCUUCCCAAUUUCCUGCCGGAAUUAUUUUUGGACGUCUUGACUAAGCACAAGGUGACAGGUUUGUUCCUGGUACCACCGAUAGUCAUGUUCCUCGCCACCUCGCCGUUAAUGAAGAAGGAGCAUUUUGAAUCCAUGCAUCACUUUGUCAGUGGAGCAGCGCCAUUGGCGGAACAGGACGUACAGAGAUUCUACGAAAAGUUCCAGAUAAAUCAGGAGAAACUGAAAUUCUGUCAAGGAUACGGAUUGACGGAGACUUCCCCAGUCAUUUGCCUAAAUAUAGACGGUAAAAAGCCAGGAAGUAUCGGGAAGAACAUAGCCAGCAGCGAAAUACGAUUAGUCGACCCGGUUACGAAUAACGAUAUAUUUAGUCCGGGUCAAACUGGCGAACUAUGGGUCAGGGGGCCUCACGUGAUGAAAGGGUACUUUGGCAACGAGAGUGCCACAAGGGAGAUGAUCACCGAGGACGGUUGGUUGAAAAGCGGGGACAUUGGUUACUACGACGAAGAAUUCGAUUUCUUCCUCACAGAUAGAAUGAAGGAGCUAAUCAAAGUUAAAGGAUUUCAGGUAGCACCAGCUGAGUUAGAGGCUGUGCUAAGAACGCACCCAGCUGUACAGGAAGCAGCCGUGAUCGGUGUGUCGGAUCAGAGGAGCGGAGAGCUACCCAAAGCUUUCGUAGUUUUGAAAAAGGGCGCUACGGUGAAGGCGGAAGAUAUCAAGGACUUCGUGAAAAACAAAGUGACCGAGUUCAAACGGUUGGAAGGCGGAGUCGUAUUUGUAGACAGUAUACCGUUGACCGCUAGUGGAAAGAUUCAACGAACGAAGCUGAAGGAGUACAAAUAAUGAAGGCUGUUUUCUUAACGGAGAUGGGAACCUUUCGCGAGGUGUCGACUGACAAUACACAUCAUAAUGGGAUCAACUAUCAGUUAAGAACAGAGUACGGUGGGAUCGUGUUUGAGAAAUCGAUUAUUGUGAUAUGAGCCGUAUUACUGUUGUACCGAGAACCGAACAACGAAUGCGUUAACUAUGCUAAUUGGCCAAGGAUCGCUGUGAAUGUUUUAUCAUAACGUUAAACGAUGUUAUCUUUUUUGUUAAUUUGGUGCUUUUUUACACUUUAAGAGUAUAGGAGUAGGCGUACAACGAUCUACUUACUAGUACAAUACGAAGGGAGCAUAAUUGCGUAUGAACGCGGUUACAAAGAGUUGUUGAGAAGAUUACGCAUAUGUUUUUAUUCUUAAUAUCACUUGAUAUAUUGCCAUGUUAUCGUGGUGUUAUCUGUGUCAAUGCAAUUAACUCUUAAGAUACUUAUCUUAGAUAUUGGAUUUUAACGAUAUAAUUUUUAUAGGUUAUUUGUACCAGAAAAUAACAGGUGUCUUAAGCAAUAAAAUUUUUCAUAAUUAA
Molecule: messenger RNA, 2725 nt
Organism: Eufriesea mexicana
Lineage: Eukaryota; Metazoa; Arthropoda; Insecta; Hymenoptera; Apidae
Product: Acyl-CoA synthetase X2
Exons: 10
Coding region: 407-2167 (586 amino acids)
Biological process (GO): long-chain fatty acid metabolic process; fatty-acyl-CoA biosynthetic process
Molecular function (GO): long-chain fatty acid-CoA ligase activity
Source: RefSeq, a predicted model, not a curated record